Dicentrarchus labrax (European seabass) is the source of this 11300-nucleotide messenger RNA. Its product is annotated as mucin-2. Lineage: Eukaryota; Metazoa; Chordata; Actinopteri; Moronidae. Gene Ontology annotation, molecular function: protein binding. The record is from RefSeq and is a predicted model, not a curated record. Gene Ontology annotation, cellular component: extracellular matrix.
UCAAUGAUCAUGAGAACUGACAGGAUGCCACUUGAAUGGGUGAUACCAUGGUUCACCCUCUGCAUUGGACUCUCUGUUGAGACCACUGUCAUGGUUCAGAUGGUGACCAAAAUGCCAGUAAUCACAGUGAGCCCCUCUCACAACAACCAGUACUGUAGUACCUGGGGAAACUAUCAUUUUCAGACUUUCGAUGGAGAUUUCUUCCAGCUUCCCUACACUUGCAACUACAUCCUUGCUUCGCACUGUAAGGGAAGCUAUGAGACUUUCAAUAUUCAGCUCCAGCGGCAGGAGAUAAAUGGGGUCAACACCAUUAAGCAGGUCACUAUGAAACUGGAUGGGGUCGUUGUGGAACUGUCCAACGCUUCCAUCAAAGUCGAUGAGAAACCUGUCACUAUACCCUUCAGCCAGGUUGGCAUUACAAUUGUAAGAACUGUCUCCUAUGUCAAAAUCGAGGCAAAGCUGGGUUUGGUCAUCAUGUGGAACGAAGAAGACUCCCUCUGGGUUGAGCUGGAUGCAAAAUUUGAGAAUCAGACUUGUGGCCUGUGUGGUGACUUCAACGGAGUCCGAACUUAUGAUGAGUUCAUCAACAGAGAAACAGGGGAGUCUUUAACUCCUGAAUAUUAUGGGGAUGUCUGGAAAGUCAAUGGUCCUACUGAAAACUGUGAAGAAGUCUCCUCUACAGCCACACAGACCUGUACAAAUCAGACGGACCUCUGUGAGAACCUGCUGUCAGGACCUGCAUUCCUCAGCUGUCAGGAACUGAUUGAUACUGACUCCUUUAUCAAAGCCUGCAUGAAAGACCUGUGCUACUGUAACAGUAGCACUUCAUGCUUGUGUUCAACCAUAUCAGAGUACUCCCGUCAGUGUGCUCAUGCAGGCGGGAAACCACAACAAUGGAAGACCGCACAACUGUGUGCAAAAACAUGCCCUUUCAACAUGGAGUACUAUGAAUGCGGUAGCCCCUGUACUGACACUUGCAGUGACCCCCAGAGAAGCGACGUGUGUGAUGAUCACUGCAUAGAUGGAUGCUUCUGUCCACCUGGGACUGUGUUUGACGACAUUAACCAAAGUGGGUGUGUUGCUGUUGAUCAGUGCUCCUGCUUACACAAUGGCAAGCCAUACAAACCAGGGGAUUCAUACUCAGGCCCAUGUAAAAACUGCACUUGUACCCAGGGUCAGUGGAGCUGUAAUGAUAUGAACUGUCAUGGUGUCUGUUCCAUAUUGGGAGGCUCCCAUAUCUCCACCUAUGAUGAUAAAACAUACACUUUCCAUGGAGACUGCUCUUAUGUUCUCUCCGAGGAAACAAAUGGGACUUUCAGUGUACUUGGUGAUCUGGUCAAAUGUGAAAAAUCAGAUAAAUCAACCUGCCUGACUGCAGUCACUCUACUCCUGUCUAAAGAAAUGAUGAUUGUAGUUCAAGCCAACGGACAGGUUUUGUAUAACAAACAGAUCUCUACACUGCCUCUUUUCGUGGAUGAUGCAACAGUCUUCAGCCCAUCAACAUUCUUCAUUGUUAUCCACACCACCUAUGGGCUUUCUCUUGAGAUUCAGCUCACACCCAUCAUGCAGGUCUACCUCAAAGCCAGUGUUUCCAAUAAAGGAAAACUCAACGGCCUUUGUGGAGAUUUUAAUGAUGUAGAAGCUGAUGACUUCAGAACCACAAAUGGACUGAUUGAGGGAACGGCUGUGGCAUUUGGCAACACAUGGAAAACCAAAACAAGCUGCCUCGAUGUGACAAACGUACUUAAGGACCCUUGCAUUUUGAGUGUGGUCAACGAGAAAUAUGCCAAACACUGGUGCUCCUUGCUGUCCGACCCAGAAGGGAUUUUCUCAAAUUGCCAUUCUGAAAUAAACCCAGCAGUCUAUCAAGCUUCUUGUAUUUAUGACACUUGUGCCUGUGAAGACAGUGAGGAGUGCAUGUGUGCUGCCUUAUCUUCCUAUGUCCAUGCAUGUGCCGCUGAAGGUGUCUACCUGAAUGGAUGGAGGGACACUGUAUGCCAGAAAUACACGACUGGCUGUCCUUCUACUUUUGUGUAUGGCUACCAAAUGACGACUUGUGGACGCACCUGUCGCUCCCUUAGUCAGUCAGACUCAACAUGUGACGUUGAAUUUACCCCACUUGAUGGCUGCGGGUGUGCUGAAGGAACUUACCUAAAUGAGAUUGAUGUGUGUGUGUCAGCUACACAAUGUCCUUGUUACGUUGGAGACACAGUGGUACACCAUGGGCAAUUCAUCAAGCUCCACGGACGAACUUGCUCCUGCCACAGUGGAAAGUUAAGCUGUACAGGAAGCCACAUAAGUGAAUCCUGCACCGAUCCAAUGGUUUUCUUCAACUGCUCAAGUGCAAAGCCAGGUGUGAAGGGAUCAGAGUGCCAAAGGAGCUGCCAGACACUGGACAACAAAUGCGUUAGUACACAGUGUAUCUCAGGCUGUGUAUGUCCCGAUGGCCUGCUGUCAGAUGGUAAAGGAGGCUGUAUAAAGGAGGAGGACUGUCCCUGCCCAUAUGGUGGAGAAUACUAUAAUUCUGGACAGACAAUCACUGUGGACUGCAAUAACUGCACUUGCAAAAGCAGAAAAUGGGAAUGUACAGAUAAUGAUUGUGAUGGAACCUGUACCAUAUAUGGAGAAGGGCACUACAUCACUUUUGAUGAAAAGAGAUUCUCCUUUCAUGGCGACUGUGGCUACGUCUUCACUCAGGAUUACUGUGGGGACGAUAUGAAUGGCACCUUCAGGGUCCUGACGGAGAGCAUCCCAUGUGGGACAACUGAGAGCAUCUGCUCCACUGCUAUCAAGCUGUACUUGGGGAACAAUGAAAUUAUUCUUUCUGAGGAAAAUAUCAGAGUUAUCAAACAAAGCAAAGGGGAGGAAAUACCCUAUCAGGUCCACACUAUGGGUAUAUAUCUGGUAAUUGAGGCAAAGAAUGGUCUUGUUCUCAUUUGGAAUAAGAAGACAACACUCAUGAUCAAACUCAGCCCCACAUUCAAGGGAAAAGUCUGCGGCCUGUGUGGGAAUUAUGAUGGGAAUAUCAAGAACGAUUUCACCACCAGAAACAAAGAAGUUGUGGUUGAAGCCCUUGAGUUUGGAAACAGCUGGAAAGUGUCACACACCUGCCCUAAUGCAAACGCACUAAAAAAUCCCUGCAGUAUGUACUCACACAGGCAGGCAUGGGCAUUAAAACACUGCGGAAUUAUCAACAAGGAAGUAUUUGCAAGUUGCCAUUCAAAGGUGGAUCCAAAAAAUUAUCAUGAUGCCUGUGUGGAAGACACAUGUGCUUGCAAUACAGGAGGAGAUUGUGAGUGUUUCUGCUCGGCUGUAGCUGCCUACGCAGCAGCCUGUAACAAGGCUGGAGCCUGUGUGAAAUGGAGAACUCCCACAAUCUGCCCUCUGUUCUGUGAUUAUUACAACCCUGAUGGAGAGUGUGAAUGGCACUAUGAGUCCUGUGGAAAACCAUGCAUGAAGACAUGCAGGAAUCCCUCAGGGAUAUGCUACAAUAACAUUCCAGCAUUAGAAGGCUGCUAUCCAAGAUGUCCACCUGAACAAUCUUAUUUGGAAGAAGCUACCAUGAAGUGUGUGUCAAAGGAGGAAUGCGGUUGUUAUGAUGACGAAGGGAAGCAUUACACAGAAGGGGAGGUCAUACCUUCAAAGAAAAACUGUCAAUCCUGUGCUUGUUCUUCAACAACAGUUGAGUGCAGCUAUAAUGUCCAAGCUUGCACUUGUUCAUAUAAAGGACUGACAUACAAGUAUGGAGAUAAAAUCUAUGACACACAUGAUGGAGAUGGAACCUGUAUGACUGCUGUUUGUGGAGAAAAUGGAAAUAUUAUCAGAACCAUAGAGGAUUGCUCUGAAACUUCAACACCACCACCAACAACAACAACAACAGUCUUUGUUUUUAACACAACUGUCACAGAAAAACCUACCACAACAGAAAAGGCAACAACAACCACAACCACAGAAACACCCACAAUUACAACCACAACCACAACCACAGAAACACCCACAACCACAACCACACCCACCACAACAACCACAGAAACACCCACAACCAGCACAACAACCACAACCACACCCACACCCACUACAACAACCACAGAAACACCCACAACCACCACAGAAACACCCACAACCACAACAACCACAGAAACACCCACAACAACCACAGAAACACCCACAACAACCACAGAAACACCCACAACAACCACAGAAACACCCACAACCACAACCACAACCACAACCACACCCACCACAACACCCACAACCACCACAGAAACAACCACAGAAACAACCACAGAAACACCCACAACCACAUCCACCACAACAGCCACAGAAACACCCGCUAACUGCUUUGUUUGUAAGUGGUCAGAUUGGAUGAGCAAUCAUUACCCUGACCAAACCAGAAAUGGUGGAGAGUAUGAACCCAUUGAUAAAAUUACUGUUCUAAAUCUGACUGAUUGCAGAAAACCUUUGGGAAUAGAAUGUAGAUCAACCCUACUACCUGAUGUAUCUUUAAAUGACCUUGGUCAAAACAUAACAUGCGAUUCAGCAGUUGGACUGACUUGUCAUAACAAAGACCAAAGUGAUAGUCAAUGUCAGAACUAUGAAGUACGAGUCCAUUGUUGCACCUACAUUUGUCCAACAACCACACCCACACCCACUACAACAACCACAGAAACACCCACAACCACCACAGAAACACCCACAACCGCACCCACCACACCAACCACACCCACCACAACAACCACAACCACACCCACCACAACACCCACAACCACCACAGAAACAACCACAGAAACACCCACAACCACACCCACCACAACAACCACAACCACACCCACCACAACACCCACAACCACCACAGAAACACCCACAACCACAACCACAUCCACCACAACAACCACAACAACCACAACCACAACCACACCCACCAUAACACCCACAACCACCACAGAAACACCCACAACCACCACAGAAACACCCACAACCACAACAACCACAGAAACACCCACAACAACCACAGAAACACCCACAACCACAACCACACCCACCACAACAACCACAACCACACCCACCACAACACCCACAACCACCACAGAAACAACCACAGAAACAACCACAGAAACACCCACAACCACAUCCACCACAACAGCCACAGAAACACCCGCUAACUGCUUUGUUUGUAAGUGGUCAGAUUGGAUGAGCAAUCAUUACCCUGACAAAACCAGAAAUGGUGGAGAGUAUGAACCCAUUGAUAAAAUUACUGAUCUAAAUCUGACUGAUUGCAGAAAACCUUUGGGAAUAGAAUGUAGAUCAACCCUACUACCUGAUGUAUCUUUAAAUGACCUUGGUCAAAACGUAACAUGCGAUUCAGCAGUUGGACUGACUUGUCAUAACAAAGACCAAAGUGAUGGUAAAUGUCAUAACUAUGAAGUACGAGUCCAUUGUUGCACCUACAUUGUUGACAUUUGUCCAAUAACCACACCGCCACCCACUACAACAACCACAGAAACACCCACAACCACCACAGAAACACCCACAACCGCAGCCACCACACCAACCACAACCGCCACAACAACCACAACCACACCCACCACAACACCCACAACCACCACAGAAACAACCACAGAAACACCCACAACCACAACCACACCCACCACAACAACCACAACCACACCCACCACAACACCGACAACCACCACAGAAACACCCACAACCACAUCCACCACAACAACCACAGAAACACCCACAACAACCACAACCACAACCACACCCACCACAACACCCACAACCACCACAGAAACACCCACAACCACAUCCACCACAACAACCACAGAAACACCCACAACAACCACAGAAACACCCACAACCGCACCCACCACACCAACCACAAGAACAACCACAACAACCACAGAAACACCCACAACCACAACCACACCCACCACAACAACCACAGAAACACCCACAACCACCACAGAAACACCCACAACCGCACCCACCACACCAACCACACCCACCACAACAACCACAACCACACCCACCACAACACCCACAACCACCACAGAAACACCCACAACCACAACCACAUCCACCACAACAACCACAGAAACACCCACAACAACCGCACCCACCACACCAACCACAAAAACAACCACAACAACCACAGAAACACCCACAACCACAACCACAACCACACCCACCACAACAACCACAGAAACAACCCCAACCACAACCACACCAACACCCACUACAGCAACCACAGAAACACCCACAACCACAACCACCACAAUAACCACAACCACACCCACCACAACAACCACCACAACAACCACAACCACCACAACCACACCCACCACAACAACCACAGAAACACCCUCAACAACCACAGAAACACCCACAACCACAACCACCACAGAAACACCAACCACAACCACCACAGAAACACCCACCACAACAACCACAACCACAGGAACACCCCUAACCACAACCACCACAACAACCACAACCACACACACCACAACACCCACAGAAACACCCACAACAACCACAGAAACACCCACAACCACCACAGAAACACCCACAACCACAACCACAACCACACCCACCACAACAACCACAGAAACACCCUCAACAACCACAGAAACACCCACAACCACAACCACCACAGAAACACCCACAACCACAACCACAACCACAACCACACCCACCACAACAACCCCAGAAACACCCUCAACAACCACAGAAACACCCACCACAACAACAGGAACACCCCUAACCACAACCACCACAACAAUCACAACCACACACACCACACCACCCACAGAAACACCCACAACAACCACAGAAACACCCACAACCACCACAGAAACACCCACAACCGCACCCACCACACCAACCACAAAAACAACCACAACAACCACAGAAACACCCACAACCACAACCACCACAACAACCACAGAAACACCCACAACCACCACAACAACCCCAACCACAACCACACCCACACCCACUACAGCAACCACAGAAACACCCACAACCACAACCACCACCACCACAAUAACCACAACCACACCCACCACAACAACAACCACAACAACCACAACCACCACAACAACCACAGAAACACCCUCAACAACCACAGAAACACCCACAACCACAACCACCACAGAAACACCCACCACAACAACCACAACCACCACAGAAACACCCACCACAACAACCACAACCACAGGAACACCCCUAACGACAACCACCACAACAACCACAACCACACACACCACAACACCCACAACCACACCCACAAUCACCACAACCACACCCACUACAGCAACCACAGAAACACCCACAACCACAACCACCACAACACCCACAACCACACCCACAACCACACCCACAACCACCACAACAACCACCACAACAACCACAACCACACCCACCACAACAACCACAGAAACACCCUCAACAACCACAGAAACACCCACAACCACCACAGAAACACCCACACCCACCACAACAACCACAACCACAGGAACACCUCUAACCACAACCACCACAACAACCACAACACACACACCCACAACCACCACAGAAACACCAACAACCACACCCACCACAACAACCACACCAACCACAGAAACCCCCACAACCACAACCACCACAGAAACACCCACAACGACACCCACCACAACAACUACAAAAACAACCACAAAAACCACAGAUACACCCACAACCACUACCACACCCACCACAACAACCACAACCACAGGAACACCCCUAACCACAACAACCACAACAACCACAGAAACACCCACAACCACACCCACCACAACAACCACAGAAACACCCACAACCACAACCACAGAAACAACCACAACCACAGAAAAACCCACCACAACACAAAAGGUAACAACAACAACCACAGAAAAACCCACCACAACAGAAAAAGCAACAAGCACAACAAUUGCUGUUGUAACUGGUGGUACAGUGGUUUCAACAUUACAAACAAGACAUGUGGUCAUGGGUACAACUACAAAAGCCACAGGAAAGCCCACCACAACAAGCCUGACAGAAAAUGAACAACAACAACAAAAGACCACUCUUGAAACUCCAACUGUAACUUCUCAGUCAUCAACCCCAGGAAGAACAACCAUAUGUUUUUGCAAGUACAUGGAUCAAAUUUUCUCUCCUGGUAGCUUCAUGUACAAUAAAACUGAUGGAGCAGGCUGGUGUUUCACUGCAUAUUGCAGAGGGACAUGCACUGUUGAGAAGCUUAGUGGACCAUGCCACUCUACUACUCCUACAACUACCACACCAAGCACCACAACACAAAUUGGCUCAACAACCAAACAACCUCACAGUGACUGUUUACAUCUCAAGCCACCAAGAAAGCAUGGUGAGUCGUGGAGUUUAGGCAAAUGCAAGACAAGAGCCUGUGACAAUGGAACAGAAAUAGAAGUGGCAUGUGAAUCAGCCACCAUUCCUAUGUGUGAAAAUGAGCUACCACCAGUUAAGGUUUCUGAUGACUGUUGUCCGCACUAUGAGUGCAGAUGUGUUUGCUCUGGCUGGGGAGAUCCUCAUUAUCAGACAUUUGAUGGCCAGUACUACAGCUUACAGAAAAACUGCACAUAUGUUUUGGUCAAAGAGAUCAUUCCUGAACACAAUUUAACGAUUCUUAUCGACAACGAAAACUGUGAUGCCUCUGGAACUGUUACGUGUGCAAAAGCCCUGAUUGUGAAUUACAAAAACUAUGAAGUUAUUCUUACACUGGAGAGAACCCCAAAGACCAAGACCAUGGUGUACGUCAACGGCAAGCUGGUUUCCCCAACCUACUCUAAAGACGGCAUAAUCAUUACAAGUUCAGGAAUUGAACUCAUUUUGAGAAUCCCGGCAAUUGAAGCAGUUGUGAUGUACAAAUGGCUUUCAUUCAAAGUUGAAUUGCCAUUUUCCCUUUUCCACAACAAUACAGAGGGACAGUGUGGUACCUGUGACAAUAACAAGAAAAACGACUGUAGAUUGCCAAAUGGCCAGAUUCAUCCUUCAUGCUCUGAGAUGGGACAUGAAUGGCAUGUACCAGAUAAGAAAAAACCAUAUUGUGAGAAGCCGCCUCCCCCACCACAACCAACAUCAAAACCACAACCCUGCGAUCCUGUUACUUGUGAAAUUUUGAUCAGCAAGGUGUUUGAGGAAUGCCACAAAGUAAUCCCACCAAAUAAAUUUUAUGAGGCCUGUAAAUUUGAUAUUUGCCACACAAAUUCCAGUCUUGGUUGUUCCAGUAUGGAGAUGUACGCCAUGCUGUGUGCUGAAGCGUCUGUCUGUGUAGCCUGGAGGAAUGCUACAAACGGACAGUGCGACUAUAAAUGUCCAGAAAAUAAAGUCUACAAGCCUUGUGGGCCAACUGUUGUACCAACCUGCAAUGCAAGAUACAAUAAGAAUGUACUACAAUGCCAGAGAGAAAAUGGCAACCAGAACCAAGAUUGUAAUGGAUUCUUGGAGGGAUGUUUCUGUCCAGACGGGAUGACUUUGUUCAAUCCAAAAUCUGACAUCUGUGUCUCCUCCUGUUGCACUGGACCUGAUGGCCAACCUAAACAGCUUGGUGAGACUUGGCAGAGUGGUUGUCAGCAGUGUGUUUGUGAUGAGGACACUCUGAGUGUUCAGUGUGAGCCUCUCUCAUGUCCCACUCAAGAACCAAUAACCUGUACCGAGGAAGGUGAGGUGUUGGUGAACCGCACAGUGGACUGCUGUGAGAAACUGACAUGUGAAUGUGAUAGGAGUCGUUGUUCGUUGGCAACAGAGUGCAAACUGGGAUUUAAGUUGGAGAUCCACAUGUCAAAUGACAGUUGCUGUCCCUCUUACCUUUGUGUGCCCAAAGACGUCUGUGUCUUCAAUGAUACUGAGUACAAGCCUGGUAUGAAUUUCUCCAAAAGCCUGUGUGAAUCAUGCAGCUGCACUGAAGCUCAGGAUCCCACCAGCAAGUUGAAAGCCCAUGAGUGUCAUCUGGAGCAGUGUGACAAACAGUGUGCAGAGGGCUAUGUGUAUGAAAAGCAACCUGGACAAUGUUGUGGAUCAUGUAUAAAGACAAGCUGCUUUUUGGACGUCCCAGGUUUCAACUCCCAGAUCAUUAUUAAACCUUCUCAGUCUUGGUCACCACCAAAUGAUAACUGUACCAAGUAUGAUUGCGAAAAGGUGAAGGACGAGUUUAUAAUCUUUAAAAACCAAACAACAUGUCCUGCAUUUGAUCGAGAGAACUGCGUUCCUGGAACGGAACAAAGUGACAUUAACGGUUGUUGCAAAACUUGUACUCCUCGCCACAGCUGUCAGAUGAAGAAGAACACCACCUAUCUGUAUACAAACAACUGCAGGUCAGUUGUAAUGGUGGAAAUCACAGCCUGUGAGGGAUCCUGUGGAGCGUCUUCAUCAAUGUACUCUGCUGAGAGCAACAGUUUGAUGCAUUCGUGCACAUGCUGUCAAGAAAUGGCCACCAGUAAGAAGGAGGUGGAGAUGUCCUGCCCUGAUGGCAGCACAAAGAUGCACACCUACAUUUCAGUUGACAAGUGCGGUUGCCAUGUCGCUGAAUGUCCUAUCGACACCACAGUGUAAAGUAAACAUCUGGAAAGUCAAAAUCUGACUAAUAUACCUUUAUAAACUUGAUCAAUUCCUCUCCAAAAUCUACUAGAGAAUCCAGACUCAGUAUGUGAAGACCACCAAAGACACACCUUUGUGUAUUCAGCAGCCACAAAAUACGAGCCAAUAAGUUAAACCUUUCAAACAGCAGAGAUGUUGUGGUCUGAAACUCCCUACACCUCUGCAAAUUGGCUCUUUUUAACUCUGACUGUCAUAACUUCCUUAUUUACUGUCAGGGAGGCAGGUGUGCAUAGUGCCCCAUAAUGACAGCACACAUUUGUGUCAUGGUGUCUCUUGUAGCUUUUGGAGACGUUCCUUUAUGCAAUCUAUAUGAUAUGGUGUUUUAAUUCUUAGGGGGUGUUUCUCUUCCUUUUACUGCAAAUGACUUGAGAGAUAAAAGACACAAGAAUGGCUUCAGAUAUACAGUAUAUUGUAUUAAUGCUAUGAGGAAAACAGAUUACAUUUCUUGUAAAAUGUGAAAGAUUUAAAACAUGAAUUUGAAUUUUAAAUGACUAUAAAUGACGUUCAUUGUUUCUAACAGCAGCAUCAACAUAAAUGAACUCACACUAACUCAUUUAAUGUAUAAAUAAAAGAGUGUAAACAAUAUCAAAACUAUCUUUGUCCAACAUCUGAACCCUCUGCUAACCUGAAUGUCUUCAGUAUCAAUAAAAAAUUACUUAUCAUCAUCA